AAAUUCGAUAUUUCGAGUUCGACCUAGAGAGGACGCUCAUAAGAGGCCGAUUUACCCACAAAAUUAAUUACAGAGGAUUAAUCACAUACACGAUUUCAAAAUGGUUAAGAAAAGAGUUCGCGAUCCGGAAGAACUUCCUGAUGCACCUACUCAUAGUGCAGGGGAGGAAAAUGAUAGUGGAAGUGACGUGAGUUUGGCUUUCUUUCGAGUGUGGAUAAUAAACAUAGAUGAGUUGAAGGGGAGGAUGAAAAAGAGGAAUUUAGGACAGGAAUUGGAGUGGCGGAAUGCAUUUCCUAUUUCUUUUUUUCUCCCUCUCAACUGCGCAAUAUGUUUGUAGCAACGAGAGUCAAAGUAUCCCACACUAACACACAUGCAAUAACCAGGGCGAAGAUAUCCUCAACGUCGACUUUGAAUGGUUCAAUUUCCGCGAAAUCGAUUUCCACGGCGUCAAGAGUCUCAUUCGUCAAUUAUUCGAUGUGGAUAGUCAGUUAUUGGAUUUAAGCGGAUUGGCAGAUGAAGUUGUUAAGCAGGGGACGAUUGGUAGUACGGUGAAGGUUGAUGGGGAGGGUACGGAUGCGUAUGCUUUUAUGACGGUGCUUAAUUUACAUCGAGGGAAUGUGUCGGAAGGGGAUAAAGGGGAGAAGGAGGUAGGAGACGCGGUUAGGGGGCUUAGGGGCUAUUUGGCUAGUCAGGCGAAGGAGGGAGGUUUGCUUCAGAGGGUUGUUGGUGGAGGAGGACAAUUGGGUGGCGAUGUGGGGGUGGUUUUGGCGGAGAGAUUGAUCAAUGUUCCUGCGGAGGUGGCGCCGCCUAUGUAUGGGAUGUUGGUUGAUGAGUUGGAGGCAGCGGUGGAGGAUGGGGAACCCUAUGAUUUUGCGUAUUAUUUAGUUGUGUCGAGGGGAUAUCGAGAGGUAGAAUCUAGACUAGAUAGAGAGGAGCAGGGUCCGAAGAGUAAGAAGAGUAAGGGCAAAGCGAGGGCGUCGGGGGAGUUGUUUUAUUUUCAUCCAGAGGAUGAGGUGCUUAAGAGGUUUAGUUGUGCGUAUGAGGAAUUUGAUUAUAAGAAGGAUGAGGGGGAGGGUAUGGCGGAUAGUAAGAGGGCUUUUCAGGAAAUGGGUAUUAGAGCCGUGGGAGAACUUAUUCUUAUUGAGAAGGCUAAAUGGGAGGAAUGUGUUAAAGCUUUGGGGGAAUAUUUGGGUGCGCCGGUUGAGAGUUCUUAGAAGAAAUGAAAGAAAUAAAUUCAAUAUUAAUGUCAUGCAUAGCUUGGAAGUGUUUUAUAUAUUCUUUUUAAUCGG
Molecule: messenger RNA, 1289 nt
Organism: Sclerotinia trifoliorum
Lineage: Eukaryota; Fungi; Ascomycota; Leotiomycetes; Helotiales; Sclerotiniaceae
Source: the annotation of a GenBank genome assembly